Molecule: messenger RNA, 1103 nt
Organism: Selaginella moellendorffii
Lineage: Eukaryota; Viridiplantae; Streptophyta; Lycopodiopsida; Selaginellales; Selaginellaceae
Product: small nuclear ribonucleoprotein-associated protein B
Exons: 2
Coding region: 53-757 (234 amino acids)
Biological process (GO): mRNA splicing, via spliceosome
Cellular component (GO): cytoplasm; catalytic step 2 spliceosome; U1 snRNP
Molecular function (GO): RNA binding
Source: RefSeq, a predicted model, not a curated record
CGUUUUAGGGUUCUUGGGCUAGGUUUCUUGGCGCAUCGCGCUCCCGGCCACGAUGUCGCUCUCCAAGAGCUCCAAGAUGCUCAACUACAUCAACUACAGGAUGCGGGUAACGAUCCAGGACGGGCGGCAGCUGGUGGGCAAGUUCAUGGCCUUCGAUCGCCACAUGAACUUCGUGCUGGGCGACACGGAGGAGUUCCGGCGGCUACCGCCCAAGAAGGGCGCGGGCAAGCAGCAGGGCGGCGAGGAGCGAGAGGAUCGGCGGACGCUCGGCCUGAUCCUCCUGCGCGGCGAGGAGGUAGUGUCCAUGACAGUGGAGGGGCCGCCGCCACAGGAGCAGUCCAAGGGGGCGGGGAUCGCGCCGCCAGGGCAAGGAAUGGGGCGCGCGGCCGGGCGGGGGAUGCCGAUGCCCAUGGCGGCGCAGCCGGGGCUAGCGGGGCCUGGGCGGGGCGUGGGCGGCCCAGCUCCCGGUCUGAUGCGGCCGCCACCCACGGUCUCGGCGGGGCCGGUGACGUAUCCUCCUCCACAGCGGCCGCCGCCCAUGACCCCGGGGGUGAUCCGGCCGGGGAUGGCGCCGUUUGGGCAGCGGCCGAUGGCUCCUCCGCCGAUGAUGCGGCCCGGGGGUCCGCCGCCAGCCAUGGGAGCGCCGCCGCGGCCCGGGAUGCCGCCGCCCAAUUUCGCUGGAGGUGCGCCGCCCAGGCCUGGAGGGCCGCCGGUGUUCCCUGGGAGGCCGCCGGUUAUGCAGCCUCCACCGCAGUGAGAGGAAGGAUUGGACGUGGAAUGGAUUGGAGUGGCAGUGGCGAUCACUUGAGGAUGAUUGUAAGUUUUUUCUUGUUCUUCUCUUGGGCUGGACGGUGUUUGAUGGUACUCUUGUUUAAGGCAGAGCUAUGUAGCUAAAGAAAAAAGAAAAUUCACUUCUCGACUAAUGCAAGACUAUAGCUUCAACGAGGAACAGCCGAGUUACAGAGUUAAGUUCUUCUCGAAGAGCUCCUUACUAGUGUAUCAAUGGAUCGAUGUUUUGUUUCUCUUGUUUCUCUUUACUACGACGCAGAGCUCCUCUUGUUCUUCCUAUCCUAAUGUAUCAAUGGUUUCACUAAGUUCUUCUA